Molecule: messenger RNA, 1368 nt
Organism: Rhagoletis pomonella (apple maggot)
Lineage: Eukaryota; Metazoa; Arthropoda; Insecta; Diptera; Tephritidae
Product: sodium channel protein Nach-like
Exons: 8
Coding region: 1-1368 (455 amino acids)
Biological process (GO): sodium ion transmembrane transport
Cellular component (GO): membrane
Molecular function (GO): ligand-gated sodium channel activity
Source: RefSeq, a predicted model, not a curated record
AUGCAUUUGCGACGCCUUGUGGAGGAAUAUUUCGAGAAUUCCACGUUGCAUGGAGCAAAAUUCAUAGUGGACAAAGAUGCAUCUUGGAUUGAGAGAUUGUUUUGGGCAUUAUGCCUGGUGGCAUCUUGGAUAGCCUCCUGGCAGUUGAUAAAAGUGUCAUUGGACGCUUUCGAAAACAAUGCCAUUAGUUUCGUUGUCGAAAGCUCCUAUCGGGAUUGGGACACCAAUUUUCCGGCCAUAGUUGUUUGUGAGUCCAAAAAUAUGGAUCGCAUACAGGAAGUGGCUGAAAAACUCUGGGGCGCCGAUCACGAUUUCACCUUGGAGGAGGUGCUAAGCGAGAUAUCCUUCUUUCGCGGCGAAUCCUAUCACAUGGUGCACGAGUGCGGCGGCGAAGAACCGGUGGAAAAUUGCUUCUACUCGAAUUUCUCCUACUACGCCCAAUUGGUGCGCAGCAGCUGCCAGGACUCCAUACAGAAUUGCAUGUGGCAUGAUAAGGCAUUUGAGUGCUGCAAAUACUUUCAACGCAUGGAAACGGAGUUAGGCAUUUGCUAUGCGAUCAAUUCACUGCAAGCGGGCAAAAAUGACGGUCCCAAAUUGAAUAUGUACUCAAAUCGUUACACUGGACCCGGUUCGUUGAAAAUGGAAUUACACACCGAAGCGACAAUUUUUAUACUCGGUGAAGAGGAGGUUCCCACUUUGGUUACCCCAAAAACCGAUUAUUUGUUGGUUGGUCCUUACGUCUCAUUUGUUCGGCAUUUUUCCAAGCGCGACAUUCAAAAUGAUGAACAAAUUCGUGAAACGAGUGUAGCUCAACGAAAUUGCCGUUUCAGCGAUGAAAACAAUUUGGAUGUCCAUCGCUAUUACAGUUACUCUGCUUGCACCGUGCAAUGCCGCAAGGAUCGCCAAAUCGAGCUAUGCAACUGCUCCAGCCAUCUCUCGCCAAACACGCCGGACUGGCAGUUGUGCAACAUGGACGGACUGGAGUGUUUGAAUCGCAACUACGAAGACUUAUCGGUGAUCAUAGCCAAGUGGUCGCGUGGUCGCAAAGGUUUGGUCUGCGACUGCUUGCCAUCCUGCACGGAGGUGGACAUAUCGACGGUGCAUGACAGCAAGGAGAACAUUUUUGAGAAUCAAAAUCCAUUGGCGAAAGUCGAGAUCUCACUUAUCGAAUUGCCAACCGAGCGUUAUAAGCGAAAUGUUGUGCGUGGAAAGUUGGAUUUAGUUGUGUCGAUCGGUGGCACUACCGGCCUCUUUGUCGGCGCCAGUCUUCUGAGCUUCGUAGAGAUAAUUUACUACAUCACAAUCCGUCCAUAUGGAACAAUGCUGGCGGAGAAGCGUCAAAUGCGAAAACAAUUGCAAGCAUCUUAA